Molecule: messenger RNA, 6783 nt
Organism: Selaginella moellendorffii
Lineage: Eukaryota; Viridiplantae; Streptophyta; Lycopodiopsida; Selaginellales; Selaginellaceae
Exons: 6
Coding region: 1-6783 (2260 amino acids)
Biological process (GO): defense response to fungus
Molecular function (GO): ADP binding
Source: RefSeq, a predicted model, not a curated record
AUGCAGGGCAGGGGUUUCGGAUUCGUCAUGGCUGGCGGUGCCGCUUGCGCCGCCGGCCUCCAUGCCAUCGACGAUGGAAGGGAGAUACAGCGGCCAUUUCACAUCUUGUGUGGCUUGGCUCAGAGCUUGCAAGGCUUAGACUCGAAGCACAGCGACGGUAUGACCAAGACGCUAUCGGAAGAUGUGAGGCGCAAGUGCGGCAACCUUAGCUGGGCCGACCUCGCAACCAAGCUGUCCCUGCUCAUGUGGGAGCAAGCUGGGGUUGCCGACGAUGGCUACAACAAGCUGCAGUGGGAUGAGAUACGGAACAGGGCAAAUUACGUGACGGGAAGGCUGAGGGAGAUGCAGGACAACUUCCCGGGCGACCACAAGGUGUUUAGGAGCACCUUUUGUGCCCUCUUGAACGCCUACGCCAUCAUGCAUAGCAUGCUCUGGAACCCGGCUUGCUCACGGUGUUGUGUAGCUGCAGAAUGGUGGAUCUGGGGAAUGGUGUAUUCACAGUCAAACAGGCACAACCUGGACAGAGUCCUCGCCCGCCUUCAGCUCCAUGCGCUCUACCUCAGCUCCGACAUUCUGCCAGACGCAGCCAAGCUCUUUGCUGCAACCAAAAUCGUGCAGCCGGAUCUGCUCGACGCGCAAAACUGCCUCAUAUCUAGCGUCCCGACGGCGUUGGACACUGUUGUGGGGGACAAGAGGCUCUUUCUGUCCAUUUCCCCUGCUCCUGUCUCAGCCUCAGAAAGCCUACUUGCAGCUACACCAACUAGUCCCUCGUCCAUGAGAGAGACUUUGAUGCCCGAAGGAGCACCGCCAUUGCAACCGUUCCUGCCAUCCGCCAGCAUUCCUUCGGCUGUCUCCUCGCUGCCAUCCACUAUCGCCGCUGUUCCCUCCUCCAUCGUAUCCAAGGCAGUGGAAGCAGCCUCAGCUGUAGCAUCUGCAGCAUCGUCGGUUUUGGCGUCGGAAGUAGCACGCAGUGUUGAGGAAACCGAGCCAGAGGUGCCACAACAGGUUCAAGAAAAAGUAGAAGCUUUGAAGGUUAAGUCGUCUCUAGUUCAGUCAUCCGAGCCACAGGUUGGCAUGGAUAACUUGGCGGGAAGGGUCUCCUUGGGUUUUCAGAAGAAGGUGGCCGAUUUGCAAGACAAGGCCGCUUCUCUGCUGCAAAUCAAGGCAUCGGAACUGCAAAACAAGGUGCCAGCGAGGUUACUAGAAUUGCAAGGGAAGGCUGGUCAGGUAGGAGCCGUGGCCUCGGACCUCCAAUCCCGCGUCACCGCAAUUCCGUCGGUGUUGGAUGCGAAAACAAGCGAGAUGCAGGCCCGUGUCGGGUCGACUCUGUCCUCCCUUCCCUCGCAAGUCCGGGAAAGUAUUUCAGACGCACAGGCAAAGUCCUCUGCAGAAAUGCAGGCGACUGCUUCGUCAGUACAGUCUGGGCUGCGAAAUAAAGUUGCUACUCUCUCAUCGGCGAUACAGGCGAAGGUUGCAGCAGAAGACGUUCAAGCUAAGGUGGCAUCGGGGUUCAGGUCAUCUGACCUGGUUUCAGACUUACGUGAGCCUUCGACAGAAGUAAAGUCAAGUGUACAAUCAAGAAUUCAAGCUCUCGAGUCACGAGCCUCUGCUUCUGCUCCAAAGCACCACCUUCCUCCAAAACCUCCAUCCGUUGCAGUGGAUGUUCCACCGGCCGUGGCAACCGUGGCAUCUGCUGUUGCGUCGGCGGCAUCCGCAGCGAUGGCGGCAGCUAGCUCCGCAAUUCAGGCACAGGAAGCAGCACCAGCUCCGCAAGUAGUUCCUGUAGCCAUUGUCAGUGCACCGGGAAAGAUGGCCAAGCCUUCAAUACGCAUGCCGUCUCCUUCGGGGCCCAUAACUACAGAGACGACAAUGGGAGGCCAGAAGGUGUUUGUGACACUCCCUGAGACUCCCAAGUUGCUGCCAGCUCCGGUGGAACAGCAAGCAGCAAGGGGCGGUAGUAUGGUGAGCUUGGCCGCGGCGUCCACGUUAGCAGCGCUCCCGCCCUUGGAGCAAGGGAUAUUUGAUCUUCCGGCGGUGCCACUGGCAGUGUUCCCUACGGCUGAGAAGAGCCACUGCCUAGCCAUAGUUCCGUUUCAAGAGCAGAGGCACUGCGUGGCCUUGAUACCGGCGUUGGGAGCGGCAUCUGGCGACAGGCCAUUGAUUGCAAUUGUGCCACACGAAGACAUGAAGCACUGCUUGGCGGUGCUGCCAGGCGCCCGUAGUGUUGGUCUUCCCGAGCACAAGAAGCGGUGCCUGGCUAUCAUUCCGUACCAGGACAAGGACAGCUGCCUGGCGUUGAUCCCCACGUCACAGGAGGUGGCCUCGGCUGGCGAGCAACAAGAGAGCUCCCUGGCUGUGGUGCCGUUUGAGGACAGGCUCGAGUGCCUGGCGGUGGUCCCGACUGCGCCAUCGGAGGCGCUUGCCAGCAUGAGCGCGAGCAAGAGCGCGCAGGACCUGGUGCAGUGCUUGGCCAUGCUUCCGCCUCAAGAACACGAGCACGGCGGCGUGGUGCGCAAGUUGGCAGUGGUUCCAUUGGACGACAAGAUGAACUGUCUGGCACUACUGAGGCCCGACGGCCCUCUGGACCUGCGGCAGCAGUGCAUGGCUCUCAUUCCCGCCAUGCCGGAAGCCGUCCACGCGAGGCUAGAGCAGCACAGGCAUUCCUGCUUGGCCAUAUUCCCGGCGUCCACGCCGGGUGGUGGCCAAGGCCAGGCGCUGGCACUCAUUCCCGUGGCAGGAGCAGGAGCAGAGGAGGCUCCUUGCCUGGCGAUAGAGCCAACCACCCCGGAGGCGGCCAUGGCGGACCAAAGGCACUGCAUUGCCAUCAUCCCCACCAACCCGGACGUGUGCAUGGCAGACGGUGGCUUCUCGAUUGUCCCCACGACACCGAACGCAGCCCUCCGCGACGCCAGCCAGUGCUUCGCUAUCAUCCCCACCGCUCCCAACCUCGCCUUGUGCCACCAGAAGACCGUGCUCGCCAUUGUACCUGCUGCACCGUCCGCCACCCCAGCAGGCCCCAGCACCAGCGCAGGCACCCUCGAGGCUGACAAGCCUCUUGUCACUGUCCUCCCCUCCCCUUCUUCAUCGUCCUUCCCGUUCGCGGACAAGCACAAGUUCCUUCUCCCGCCCGACGAGCCUACGACCGCCCAACUUUACGAGGAGCUCCAGCCGGUUGCGCACCUUAUCAAAGUGGGGCUGAGGGAGCGAGUGCGAGCUCUUGUGGAUGAGCUUGAAAAGCAUGAUAAGCAGCGGCAGGUGGCGGGAGUGGCUAUCCUAGGCGAGGGCGGGCUUGGAAAGAGUGCAAUACUGAGAGAAGUCCUUACGGAACUCCGGAGGAAAGGCGAACACGCAGUGGCGUAUGGAGAGACGAGCGUGGCAUCUUCACCGGAGGCCCUCACGGACACCAUCUCUAGCCUUGUCCACCAGCUUGGAGGGGAUUCGAGGGAAGUAUAUUACAGCACGCUGGAAGCCAGGCAAGCUCUCGGCAAGCAGCUGGCGCAGCUUGGGGCCAAGCAAAAGGCGGUGUGCGUGGCGGUGGACAAUGUUUGGUCUGGUGCAGCUCUGAGGGAAAUGCUGCCCAGGAACCUGAGCCAGUUGCUAUCUCCGGCAAGCUGUGUUAUGGUUACUUGUCCCUCCGAGUCCGUGGCACGGGCGCUGGACGAGCUGUGCAAACCAGCACAUCCGAGUGCUACCGUCAACUACUGUUUUUGGUGCUAUCAACCCAGCCAUCUGUCACCUCCAGAGGCCAAAGAAAUGUUUAUGCUGCACGCGUCCAAGCGCGGGGUGCAUCUCUUACCGGAGCAUGAAGAGCUGGUUGACGAUCUUGUCCCGCUCUGUGGCGGCCUUCCGCUCGUGCUGCAGGUUGUGGGCUCACACUUUGCAAGGUUUGCCCGACGGAAGAGAGACGAGUGGCUGCACAUAGCAAAGAAGCUGAAGCUGGCACAGGAGUUCCAAGUUCGCGACGACGAGAUAUGCUCCAAGCUCAAGGUGAUUUACGACGGUCUCGACCCGUCCUUUCAGGAGGCCUUCCUGGACGUUGCAACGUUCUUCCGCGGCGCCAACUGGAAGAUGGUGGAGAGGAGUCUGGGCAAGCACCAGCUCGCAAGCUUGGCAGAUCAAGCUUUCGUGUUUGCCAAGCAAAAAGAGCCGGAUGCACAAUGGUGCUCGCAGGAUCUACUGGAUUCGGUGCCUGUGUGCAGGCAAUCCAUGAGGUUGAAUACAGAAGUCGUGGAGAUGCAUGAUUUGGUUUACUCUCUGGGCCACCAGCUUGCCAAGGGAAGCUACGUGACUUCCAGCGACGCACAGAGGUUGCCGGAUGUCCUGCACAAUAAAGGGGAGCUAAGCAUGAUCAAGGGGCUUACAUUGAAGAGGUGUCAAGAGCCUUUCCCUGUGGGACUCAUCGACAAGAUGAGGAAGCUUCAUGUACUCGUCUUCGAAGGCACGAGUAUGAUCGGUCACUGCCACCGCCCCCCGCACCAGCUGCGCUACUUGGUUUGGCAUCCCCUGGACCAAGGGAAGGAGAGAGCAUCAAUGCCGUUCAAGCUCAAGAGACUCAGCAAGCUUGCCGUGGCACAUUUGCACAACAUACGGUCUGAUUUCACCGACAUUGACUUCCCUCCGAAACUGGUGGAGUUGGAGCUAGACAACUGCGUGAAGCUUGUUGAACUCCCCCGCUCAAUCGGGAGCUUGAAAUGGCUGCACAGCCUGCACAUGCACAACUGCCACAGCCUGAGAGCACUUCCGGACUCGAUUGGGGGCCUGGUCAUGCUGCAGGAGCUUGUGCUCAGCGUGUGUACCAGCAUCACGGAGCUGCCGCAGUCCUUGGGGAACCUCCACGACCUCGAGUACGUGGACCUUGCGGCUUGUUUCAAGCUCAUGGCCCUGCCCAGAAGCAUUGGAAGGUUGAUGGCGCUCAAGGUGAUGGACUUGACAGGAUGCGAGAGCCUGACGAGCUUGCCGCCGGAGAUCGGUGAGCUGCGGAACCUGAGAGAGCUGGUCCUCGCGGGGUGUGGGUCGCUCAAGGAGCUCCCCCCUGAGAUUGGGUCGCUCACACACUUGACCAACCUGGACGUGUCCCAUUGUGAGCAGCUGAUGCUUUUACCGCAGCAGAUUGGAAACCUGACUGGCUUGAGAGAGCUCAACAUGAUGUGGUGCGAGAAGCUGGCGGCCCUUCCCCCUCAGGUUGGCUUCCUGCACGAGCUGACGGACCUGGAGCUGUCCGACUGCAAGAACCUGCCAGAGCUUCCCGUGACCAUUGGGAAGCUGAGCUGUUUGAAACGGCUGCACCUGCGCGGAUGUGCUCACCUCAAAGUGCUGCCACCCGAGAUAGGUGGCCUCAAAAGCGUGAGCUCGAUUGACUUUCGGGGGUGCGUGAGCCUGGCAUCACUUCCGUCUGCGGAGAUUGCAAAGAUGAAACCGCUCACGUUCCUGGGUGCCGAGUGUGGGCCUGCCACCGAGUUGUGGCCAAACGUCCACCACCUCAGUGCGCUCAAGCGGCUUGACAUUGACGACAAGUCUGGCUGCUGCGUCCUUGUUCCAGCGGAGAUUUGGUCGCUUAGCACGUUGGAGAGGCUUGCGCUGCGGGGUUUCCGGGGAGUAGGCGGUUUUGCCCACGCAAAGUGGAACCUGCCCCUGCUCACGUCCCUGUGGAUGGAAGGCUUCACCAACGUCACCGCUCUGCCAUCAGAGCUGGCAACUCUAACAUCGUUGACCUUCCUGGUGCUGGCUGAGUUCUCGAGCCUCACCGAGCUGCCGCCGGGCAUUGGCCACCUGAGCAAGCUGGAGAGGCUGAGCCUGAGAUGUAGAAAGCUCAAGACACUGGCGCCAGACAUGUUCAGGGGGCUAACAAAGCUGCGUUGCUUAAGCUUGGCCGAGUGCGUGAGCUUGACGACGCUGGCCGUACCCAGAGGGAGCCUGGCGUCCCUAGAGAUUCUCGACUUGGUAGGGUGCAGCAGCCUGACGGAGCUCCCGGCGGCCGUUGCCGGCAUGAGCUCGCUGGAGAGGCUCAACUGCAGGGAGUGCACCGCACUCAAGGCCCUUCCCCCUCAAGUUGGCGAGCCAACAAGGCUGCAGGCACUCUACCUCCAGCAGUGCUCAACGCUCAAGGAGCUUCCGCCACAGAUUGGGAAGCUGUCCAUGCUGGAGAGGCUCGACUUGAAAAAGUGUGGCGGCCUAACGAGCUUGCCCUCGGAGAUUGGCAUGCUGUCAAGGCUCAAGUUCUUACAUCUCAAUGCGUGCACGGGUAUCAAGCAACUCCCGGCAGAGGUUGGAGACAUGCGGAGCCUGGUGGAGCUGGGGUUGGAAGGAUGUACGAGCCUCAAGGGGUUGCCAGCGCAGGUUGGUCAGCUGCGCAGCCUGGAAAACCUUGGUCUCGACGGCUGUACGGGCUUAACAUCGCUGCCAGCGGAUGUGGGGAAUCUGGAAUCCCUCAAGCGUUUGUCACUGGCCAAGUGUUCGGCCCUCGAGGGGCUUCCGCGGGAGGUGGGCAGGCUGCCAAAGCUCAAGCUUUUGCGGCUGGACGGGUGCACCAGCAUGAGUGAAGUGCCUGCGGAGCUUGGACACGUGCAGACGCUCGUCAACUUGGGUUUGGAGGGGUGCACCUCGCUGAGCUCCAUACCGCCGGGGAUUUUCAGGCUGCCAAAUCUGGAGCUCUUGGACCUGAGGAGGUGCACACUGCUGGCUCAAGACGUGGGCUCCUCGUCGGACAUGCACAAGUAUGGCUGCACCCUGGUGACCAACGACUUGGACUGGGAAGGGUUUGAGGAGGUUUGGCUUUACUACUGA